CCACAAAUUAUGUGGGGGGAGGAUGGGGCUUGCUGGAUGGCCUGGCCGUGUCACGCACUCUCUGUUUGUUUUUGUUUAUCGUGGCGGUGGUGGUGGUGGUGGUGCAGUGUUUUUGCAGCGAUUCCUCUGGCUAUGGCGUUUGCAUGCGGUUCUGCCUCGUGUGUCACGGGCUCCACCUUGCAAUGGCGUAGCUCCGCACCUACUGGUGACCGAAGCAGGCGCUUGCUGGCCUCUUCUUCGUCGCAGCUGGUCACUCUGGACGCUGCCCUGCUUCGAUUGCGGAUUGCUGCGCCGGGUCAUCCCGUCAGGCGGCAAGCUCAAGGGCCCAGGGCGAUGGUGCCGUUGGAGCCGAUAAUAUUGGCGCCUCCAGAAAUCGACGCCACCACAUUUGUGCUCGGGUCAUUGGUGACCGGUGCUCUGAGCUUCGGAGUUUUCCGCACUGUCGUUUACUUUAGAAUGCAAUUGAUUAUAGCACAUAUGCUUGCGCUGCAUGUGCCAAAAGGUGGGGCACGGGUCGUGGAUUUCAGCGUUGGAGAAGGCCGAAAUUUGUAUUAUUACCCAAAGGAUACAGUGCAAGUGGUUGGAGUCAAUCCGAACCCUAAGGUUCCGAUGCUUGAAGCCCAAGCUGCUUACGCGAAGGUGCCCAUUCGAAUUUUACCUGACGUCUCACGGCUUCCAGCAAACAGUAUGGACGCAGUGGUUAGUGUUCAGGGAAUGGAAGAUAUGUCAGAUGAACAAGUUGAAACUGUCUUACGUGAUGCUGUCCGAGUAUUGAAGCCUGGGAAGAAAUUUAUCUACAUCGAGAAUGUUGGAGCUGAGAAUCCUUUGGUGCUAGCAGCUCAGCAGAGUAUAGAGGGCCUCGGAAAGUUGUUUGGGAAAAAAUAUACCGUCACACGCGACUUAUUGUCGUUUAUUCUGAAAACCAAAGGUUUCGAGGUUAUAAAGUACCAAGUAGUUCUUGGGUUCCAAGAUCCUCACAUUGUGGGUAUCGCCACCAAAAAGCAACAAACCACUACCGGUGCAGGCAUUGGCAAAGAUACCAUCCCCAAGAAGAACAAAAAAGAGAAAGUUCCUCAGCAGACAGGACUUUCAGAUCCUCAAAAGAUUGAAUUUUCAGGACAAUAGGAUAUGGAAAGAUUGGACAUCAGUUCAGUGCACCUCAGACAUCUGCCGUCUAAACGUGAUUUUGAUUCAUCAAGAGGGAGUAAUUGGCAGUCAUUAAUUGAGACCCUCGAGCUAGAUUUUAGGUUAGUGCAGAGUGGAGGUCCGACGAGCAACUCGUGCGCCUUUUUGAUAUGAGUAGGUCUGUAUUCUACGUAGCGCCAGAAGCGUGACACCCCAGUACUCAGUGCUUGCGACGGGUCAUGUUCAGAACUGGGACUGUGUUGUAGUUACACCUUGGCAGCAGUUUUCAGCGGUUGUUACCAACAGCAGUCCUUUGUGAGGAAGGCCAGUUUGUGGGUGAUGCAUUGAGCGACCGUUUGCGUGCUCUUUGAUAUGUAUUAGUGCCAAUGCCGGGAAUUGGCUAAUCAAACGAUGUGUCCUUGCAUCAUUCUUGUCGAAGCA
Physcomitrium patens is the source of this 1566-nucleotide messenger RNA. RefSeq lists its product as uncharacterized. The record is from RefSeq and is a predicted model, not a curated record. Gene Ontology annotation, molecular function: S-adenosylmethionine-dependent methyltransferase activity. Lineage: Eukaryota; Viridiplantae; Streptophyta; Bryopsida; Funariales; Funariaceae.